Paramuricea clavata is the source of this 357-nucleotide messenger RNA. The record is from the annotation of a GenBank genome assembly. NCBI's taxonomy places the organism in Eukaryota, Metazoa, Cnidaria, Anthozoa, Malacalcyonacea, Plexauridae.
AUGGACUUGGACAAUGAUAAUGACGUGGAACAUGACAGAUUGAAUAUAACUGAUGUGCCAACGACGUCUCAGACAACAGAGCAAAAUGACGAAAAUCACGACUCUUCACAAAGUAAUAACGAGAAAAGAAAAUUAGUUACAUACAAAGGAGAAAUUGGUAACAUGAAGUGCAAUGUUUUUUGUGCAAUGACAAAUUUUGCAGUGAAGUGUAAGGGAUACAUUACCAAAGACAUCAACCAGAGAAACCCAGAAGGAUUUCUGAUUGAAGUAAUAGCGAAAGAUUCAGUUCCUGCACCACACCAAGAAACAGAGUGCGACGAGAUUCAAGAAAAUGAGUCAGAGCCGGAAAAUGGGUAA